AUGGUUUCCUUAUAUAAUCGUAUGCUGCUCUCUUUUGUGCGCUGCUUCUGGUUUAACCCCCGCUCAUUCAUGCUCUACUCGUUUUGCACCACAGACCACUCAUCCGUCAACAUGAAGGUCCUCACUCUCACCAUUAUGGCCAUCGCUGCCACUGCCCAAGCCAGCGCAGUCUUUGAUGAUUCCGCUCGUGGUUCCGACUCUGAAUUAUCUCUUCGUCGUCUGCCUGCCCUUGUCCGCCUCCCUCCCCGCCGUGUCGAUCUUGUCCAGAGGAAGAAGAAGAAGGAGCACAAGAAGCCCGAGGAGGUUAUCCCAAAAUGCGCUCUUCCCUGCAUCGAAGCCUAUAUUCUGAAGCACACCAUGUGUGAGUUGGACAACUGGAAGUGCAUCUGCAAACACCAUGAGGUCAAGGACGCCGAUGCCAGCGCCUGCUUGGUCAACAAUUGCGGCAUGACCAACACCAAGAACAAGAUCAAACCUACCAUAAAGGAGUAUUGCAAAGAGUGGUAG
Akanthomyces muscarius is the source of this 507-nucleotide messenger RNA. RefSeq lists its product as uncharacterized. Bases 1 to 507 code for a protein of 168 amino acids. The record is from RefSeq and is a predicted model, not a curated record. The transcript is spliced from 2 exons. Lineage: Eukaryota; Fungi; Ascomycota; Sordariomycetes; Hypocreales; Cordycipitaceae.